GCACACGUGGCUCGUUGAAGGAGGAAAGUUGACGUCAACAUGUGGAUGAGGCUGGUGCUGCUGGUCGCGUCGGCGUGCGCGGCGUCGCUCGUCGUGAAGCGCGUGUUGAGAAAAGGCGGCGGGAAGAAGGGAAGGCCGAGCGGAGGAGGACGAGACGGAGGAGGAGGAGGUUGGCGGCUAUGGUCAGUCAUCCAUGAUGAUGAUGAUGAUGAUCAUGAUGAUGAUGAUGAUGAGGAAGAGGAGGAGGAGGAGGAGGAUAAAGAUCAUGAUGACGUGGCAGGUGGUGAUGAUGAGGUGGAAGGUGGUGAUGAUGACGUGGCAGGUGGUGAUGAUGACGUGGAAAAUGGUGGUGAUGAUGACGUGGAAAUUGGUGGUGAUGAUGACGUGGAAGGUGGUGAUGUGGGAUGGCGAUCAAGUUCAGGAAACUCAGCACCAUUUCUGCACAUCUCCGCAAAAGCGUCCACAUUCAGGCGGAAAAAGAAUGUCAAAGUCAGACGGAAGCGUGCACAAGAGAGUGAUGGCGAAGGCGUCACAAGGAAAGGCAGAAAGUCAAGCCGAAGUAGCGAUGGAAGACAGUCUGGAAAAAUUGCGAGGAAGAGGUCAGUGCGAGCGGCUACGGCUUCCGGCAAUGAUGGUGCUGAUACAAAGGAUGUUGGCGACAAGAGAGAUCGGGGAGAGACCAGCUUGAGUGAGUCGGAACCAACCUGGGUCGUCAAGGUGGGCGACGUCGACGUCGAGCACAAGUCGGCCAUGGAGGUGGCUGUUGGUGGUGGCGGCCCUGUGUUGUCUGCUGAGGAGCGGGAUGCGGUAGUGCUGGCUGUGACGGCUGUCGUUCUCUGCCCGCAGAUCAGCAAAGCAUCGCCGGCGCGCCACCCCUUCUCCCUCCGCAAGGCUUCCUUUUAAAAAGAGCUUAUUUCACCGCAGCGGCCAUGAUUAUUAUAGGUGUGCGAAAUGGAAUCAAGAUAUUGUGGAAUU
Molecule: messenger RNA, 975 nt
Organism: Chara braunii
Lineage: Eukaryota; Viridiplantae; Streptophyta; Charophyceae; Charales; Characeae
Source: the annotation of a GenBank genome assembly